Symbiodinium natans is the source of this 891-nucleotide messenger RNA. NCBI's taxonomy places the organism in Eukaryota, Dinophyceae, Suessiales, Symbiodiniaceae. The record is from the annotation of a GenBank genome assembly.
AUGAUCAAUCUCGGCGUGAGCUUGAUCAUCACCGCUGGGAUGAUCGCUACAUCUCUCUGGUGGUUGUCGUCAGAGUGGGGCAGCUACGGCUGCUACUCUGCGAUGUCACGCCCUGUCGUCCUGUGCUACAACUCUGUCAUGGCGGUCGGGCAAGUGAGCUUGCUCGUUUGGCACUACUUGGACAAGAACCCCCUGGUGGUUCGCUAUCAUGUCCCUGGUCGCCCUGAGAUUGCCACAGUGCAUCGGUCCUUCUUACAUCGCCAGCGUUGGAGCACCUUCACGAUUUGGAGCAACACCGUGAGUGGUGCAUUCUUCGUGUUGGCCGCGUUGCAGGGCUGGUCGAGGAGCCCAUCUCCAUCGCUGUGCAUGGCAACGCAGCUCGCCUGGGAGCUUUUGUUCCCCUUGGCGUUCUUCGUGAACAUCGUGGUUAGCUUUGUGCUGAUACCCGGCUUGAAGAAACUGCGUGAUGACUUCAAGCUGCGGCGCAUCCUCCGCCUCAAGCCACAGUUGCUCCACAAUGGAUUGGUUUUGUCAGCAGCCGUCGAAGCCUGGAUCGCCCAGCCUCCAUUGCUGCUGACGCAUUUCCCGGUACUCGUGUUGUUCGGGAGCCUCUACGUUGUCUUUGCCUGGCAUUUCUUCCUGCAGACACAGAUCUUCCACUACAUGUUCAUGGACUUUCGCUUCAAAUAUCAGCCUAUCGCCCUGGUUCUGCUGCUGGCUCUCCUCGGAGCGCUCUACGCGCUUGGCGCAGGGGCCUUGGCCAUGGACUCGGGUGGUGUGCGGCUGCUGAUCUUCCUUGCGGCGCUGGGAACCUGUACAUGGCGUGCUGAAGUGGUUCCAGAUGCAAGUGAGCGCAGUUCAGGCACCCAGGCCGGCACAGCAACAAAGUAG